Messenger RNA from Didymella exigua CBS 183.55, 1023 nucleotides. RefSeq names its product GroES-like protein. Gene Ontology annotation, molecular function: oxidoreductase activity, acting on NAD(P)H. The record is from RefSeq and is a predicted model, not a curated record. The coding region runs from base 1 to 1023 and encodes 340 amino acids. The transcript is spliced from 2 exons. NCBI's taxonomy places the organism in Eukaryota, Fungi, Ascomycota, Dothideomycetes, Pleosporales, Didymellaceae.
AUGAAGGAAGUAACUGUCGCAAAGGGUCUCAAGACCGCGAUCCAGGACGUCGCGAUCCCAGAGCCGCAGCCCGACCAGGUGAUCAUCCAGGUCGUAGUUUCUGGCAGCAACCCCAAGGACUGGAAGAUCCCCGAGCUCGUCCCAGGCUACAACGCCAACAGCGGCGACGACAUCGCCGGCAUCGUCCACAGCGUCGGCUCGAAUGUCUGGGAAUUCAAAAAGGGCGACCGCGUCGCCAGUUUCCACGAGAUGAUGACCCCUGGAGGAAGCUUCGCCGAGUAUGCUGUUGGCUGGCAACACACGACUUUCCACCUGCCCAAGCAUCUGAGCUUUGAGGAGGCGGCGACUAUCCCCCUCGCUGCCAUGACGGCAGCGCUCGGUAUGCACCAGCGCCUCGGCCUCCCCGAUCCCUGGACACCUGCGACAGAACCCACACCGCUGGUCGUAUACGGCGGCGCGGCUGCAGUCGGCGCGUACGCAAUCAAGUUCGCCAACCUCGCCAACAUCCACCCGAUCAUCGCCGUCGCCGGGCGGGGCGAGAAGUUCGUCGAAGGCCUGAUCGACCGAAGCAAAGGCGACACCAUCGUUGACUACCGCAAGGGCAACGAGGCGGUCGUGCAAGGCAUCAAGGACGCGCUGAAGGGCCAGAAGCUCUGGCAUGCAUUCGACGCUACCUCCGAGCACGGGUCAUACACCAACAUCACCCAGGUGCUGGAGCCCACGGGUCAUCUGACGGUGGUGCUGCCGACCAAGACGUACGAGGGUGUCCCUGAGUCCGUCAAGCUUACGAGGACACAAGUUGGUGAGAGUCACAGGAGCGACAAGGACUACGCAUAUCUCAUGUUCCGAUACAUGGCGCGCGGGCUCGCCGAGGGCUUCUUCACGCCGCACCCGUACGAGGUCAUUCCUGGCGGACUUGAGGGCGUACAGAAGGGGCUUGAGAAUCUGCGAGACGGGAAGGCGAGCGGUGUGAAGUACGUGUUCAGGAUCGGAGAGACAAAGGGCAUCAAGAGCGCCCUGUAG